CCACCUUUGAUUUGGCUACUGUCCAAUUGUGCGAAUAUGGCAUGUAGGUCUCUGAUCAUUGGAAGAUUGUUCAGAAAGACGAUUGCAGCCGAGUUGAGUUGAUUAGUUUAGACAUAUAUAGGUAGAUUGAUUGAGCAGUCCAUUGUUUGCAUGCAUCCCUUAACUACCUACAGCCUUCGACUUGACGACUCAUUCAGUUGAUAAAACACGUGAAAGGAAACCCAUGCAACGAAGAGAUUAUCGCCACUGAGCACCCUAUCCGGUAGCUUAUAAUCGGUCAACUGUGAUACUACUUACUAUCUUCGACGGACCCUUUGCCAGUAACACGAGUCCAAGCAAUGUCCAAGAGAUAUCGCCAACUACUCCCUGUCCCUCCGAACGAAAACUCCCCUCCCAACUCGCAACCGUCUGGAUCUUCCUCGACUCCACGAUCCUCGAGCGACGAACCUUUGAAGCGACAACGAAUUGGAACCCAACUAGCGUGCAACUCGUGCCGCAAAAGGAAGAUUCGUUGCGAUGGAAGAAAGCCUAUGUGCGAAGCUUGUCGACGACGCGGCGAAAAAGAACCAUGUACCUACACCGAGAAUCGAAGUCCAGGCCAGACGAGUAAGGAAACGGAGCAGAUUCUAGGGUUAUUUGAAAUUUUGAAGACAGCACCCGAGGCUCAGGCCAUUGAUAUGCUUCGAGUCGUACGAAGCCACACAGACCUCGAUACAGCCGUGUCGAUAAUCCAACCACAGAUAACGAAGAACAUCAGUAAUCAUGAACGAUCUCCUGAGCACCCUCGACACCUGGGUCUUGAAUCUGAGCUCAUGGCAAAACAUUCUCUCGCUUUUCCAGCGCUUCAACCCCUUGAAUCUACUAUCUUGAAUGACCCGAACCCGUUCCCAGCCCAUGAUCCUGCCCGGAGCCUGGCGCCCACCCUCAGCCCCUGUGACGAACGAUUAGAAGAACUGAAUAUUGGAUUUUGGACCUCUGUGCCAGUCGCCUCCGACUUGGCUGCAAAGGUCAUAUCACUAUACCUUGAGACGGAUCAUCCCUUAUUGGGCCCCUUUGAUCCGACCCUAUUUGUGGAAGAUUUGAUCCAUUGUCGAACCAACUACUGCAGUAAACUGCUGGUCAGUACCGUUAUGUACUGGGGUUGUCAAAUGUAUAGUGCGGUCGACUCUACGGUUCAAUCCUUCAUACCACAGUUUUGUGAAGAGGCCGAGAAACGUUGGUCACUUGAAAAGGCGACAGAUUCUCUGCUAAAUCUUGCUGCAACGCAACUGCUGGGCUUAGCGUAUCUGGGUAAUGGAAAGGAUCACUACGUUUUGACACAUGUAUCCGAAGUGAACGCCAUGAGCGCUCGCAUGGGGCUUUUCGGCGUCGAGCAAAGCGUUGCGGUUUCCAAAGCAAAGCAAGUGAGCCCUGAGCUACAAAGCGCGACAUCAUAUGCUGCUUGGGGGCAUGAAUGGUAUCAUCCUUCUGAGCCCAGCCCCGAGUCUUAUCAGCAGACACCUCAGCAGACGUACAUGGGCGACACGUUUCCGAUUCUAUGUCGAUUCUGGAGAAUAAUGCACGAAGUGACCUUGAAAUACUAUCGUGAUCAGCCUUUCCCGCGCGAAAGCCUCAGUAGUCACAUCGCACUCGCCUUUGCAGAGUACAAAUAUCGAGAACUUAUAGCUUGGGCAGAGACACUGCCUCCAUCUAUGGUGCGUUCAAAGCAGAGUCCGCAUCACGUUUUGGUCUUUCAGUAUGUUUCAAAUUCUUGCUUCUUCCCGAUCCGCAGCUCGCCUGACGCUGCAUACAAAGCAUCCGUGAAUCAGCUCAAGCGCCUUGUGGUGGUAUAUCGAGAAAACUACACAUGUUCAUCUUACACGAUGUUAUGGCAUACUGCCCUGAUUCAUGUCGCAAAUGCGAUUCUUGGAGACACAAAAGAUCCCGCCUGGCGCUUUUACUUGUUCUUUUGUGUCAAAACCUACGGAGAAUUACGACGAUCAUUUCGGUUUGCCGAAACCAUCGGUCGCAGCAUAUUGUCCAUGACGCUCCAGCAAGGCGAUUUAACUGCGGAAGAAGCGCGAAGACUAAUGGUACAGUUUGAGGAGAAUAGGCUGACUAGUCCAGCGGAAGACAUACGGGCGACAUUUAUGGCUGAUUUGAAUCUUGCAAUGACGGAUCCUGAAGAAGCAAGUGUGGAGAGCCUGUCUGACAGGUUUGAUGACAUUGCACUGUUUCGGGAGUUUACGAAUGCGGGUGACUCAAGCGAGGACGAACCAGUAGAGUCGGAUGAUAAUACUUGGGAUACGUUGUGA
Messenger RNA from Fusarium redolens, 2294 nucleotides. RefSeq lists its product as uncharacterized. The transcript is spliced from 6 exons. NCBI's taxonomy places the organism in Eukaryota, Fungi, Ascomycota, Sordariomycetes, Hypocreales, Nectriaceae. The coding region runs from base 339 to 2294 and encodes 651 amino acids. The record is from RefSeq and is a predicted model, not a curated record. Gene Ontology annotation, biological process: regulation of DNA-templated transcription. Gene Ontology annotation, molecular function: DNA-binding transcription factor activity, RNA polymerase II-specific; zinc ion binding.